Messenger RNA from Xenopus tropicalis (tropical clawed frog), 3684 nucleotides. It is a transcript of the gene ajm1, whose product is annotated as apical junction component 1 homolog. Bases 153 to 3401 code for a protein of 1082 amino acids. Gene Ontology annotation, biological process: cell-cell junction organization. The transcript has 2 exons. Lineage: Eukaryota; Metazoa; Chordata; Amphibia; Anura; Pipidae. The record is from RefSeq and is a predicted model, not a curated record.
UAAGAGGCGCCUACAUGCUGAGAGUGGCCAGCAGAGGCAACCCUGGUGCCCAAAGUGAAACUGGAAUCUUCUGCUAAGGAGACAUGAGUGGCUAACAGGGCGGCCGGUUGACAUGAAGUAAAGGCCAAGCAAAGCUGUCGCGCCUCUCUAAGAUGACACGGACCGACCCGCCGGACCUACUAGUGUGUACGGGAUAUCGAGAUAUCAAGGUGACCCUGAGAGCCGAUUCUCCCGUCCCCAGAGCCAGCGCACAAUGUGACAGCUUCAUGUCCAGCCACACGGAGACCCACCAGCAACAGUUCAACAAGAGGCACUGCCGCAGCUUCGACUUCCUGGAGGCCUUGGGCGAACCCCUGAGCAUGGAGCGCCCCCAGCGGGGCAGCCAGAGGCGGGCAGACACCCCGGAACCCACCUCUCAGCCCGUGGCCAGGAAGGCCUCCCUGAAGUCCGACCCCAGAUACAUCUCUCAGGGGGUAGACACCUCGAAGGAGGCAGCCAAAGAGCCAAGGAGGAGGCCGCGGUCCAAAAGUGCCCCCAGGGCCAAAACUGCUUUCACCCCCAUCCCCAUACAAAUGUCAUCUUCUCAGUCACCUCCUCCGGCCGCCAGAAGGGGCAGAGAGGUGCUCCGGGCCUCCAGGGAACCCCAGAAACCUGUAGCCUCCCCCAAAAGGGAGGUCAGUUACGCUCCGGCCAAGGUGCUUAUGAAUGAAGUGCACCCCAUAAAGCUGCAGCCGCAGCGCAACAGCGCCAGUCGCAUUUCUCCCCUGUGUGUCAGCACCAACUGCAUGGAGGAAGGCCCGGGGCCCAAGCCCAUCUCCAGCCCCCAUGUGCGGUGCCGAGUAGACAUCAAGCCUGACGAUGCGGUACUGCAACAUGCUGCACAUAGCUCCAAGUCCAGUCAGAACUGGGGGGAGGCGCCAUAUUGCACCAGGCAACCAGGCACCCCCAGGAACUUGGCGGUACCCACUGCCAGGUUUAUAUCUGUGUCCCGGACCCCCACGCCCAGUGACUCCUAUAGUGGGGAGCACAGGAUCGCACACUUCCCCUGCAAUUCAGGGGGCGAGAUGUACAGCACAGAGUUUCGGGGUGUCCCAUACCAAAGCGUUGCUUCCCCAAGGGAUUUCACACUGUACCCCGGCAGAGACUGCAGCCAGUAUGGCAGCACCCCCAUCCCACCCUCGUACUUCUACGCAGAGGAUGACGGUGCUUACGCUCAAAAUAUCCCCCUCAAAAACAGGGGCUGCCUUACCUACCCUGCGGCCCCUACUCACAACUACUACCCGGAGGAUCCCCCUACUGGGCCUCGGACUUACUAUAUAGAGGAGCCCAGGCCGUACCCUAUUCAGGAGGCCCCAGUAAGGACGUUCUAUGGCGAGGAUGCCCGUUAUUACCCUCCUCGUACAAUGUCGGGCAAAUCUCUGUACGGAGAGGAGCCCAGGUUGUACCCGCUUCAGACUUCAGCUGCCAAACACUACUUUGCUGAGGAUAUUGCAAAGUAUUCGGAAAGGGAGGCCCUCUCCAGAACCUACCCCUACCCAAGGACCUCUCAGCCCCUCCAAUUCAGUGAAUGGUAUUUUCCAGACCAGGGCCCAGUUCCAUACCCAACCAUACCCAUAUCGCCAUUUCCCUCACAGCCAACUGGCAGGGAGGCCAUGCUCUCCUCUUGGCAUGCCUCCUACAGCAUGAACCAGCAGAGACUGGGCACCGACACCAGGAGCUACUCCAGGUCUUGGGACAAUAUUUUGAACCCUGGUGGGAGCAAAGAAGACCCACUGACCCGGGGCCGCAGCUAUGAGAACCUGCUGUGCCGGGAGCGACGUGCCUUAUCGCCCGAUGACAGACGCCAACCUGUGGUCGUUAAUCUUUCUUGCUCCCCCAAACGCUACGCUGCCCUAUCCCUUUCGGAGAACUCCAUAGUGGAGAAGGUUCACACGGAAGGUGGAAGGUACACAAUGGGGCGCUCUUGGUUCGUUACCCCUGAGAUCACCAUUACAGAUAAUGACUUAAGGGCAAAUGGGAUGGGAAGGGCGGAGAGGAGGUCGGCCAGCUGGGAUGUGAUGGACUCAGGGGUGGCACCGCCGGUGUACCAAGCCCACCCUUCCUAUCCUACCAAAGAGAAGAUGCCAAGCAGAUCGGCCCGGCACCGCAGCUUGGAGCAACUGGACGAGCUGAUCGCAGACCUGGUUAUAGACUACAAGCCGCCGUCGAGUCGCCGCCCCAGUGAAGCAGAUGCUCUCGCAGACCAGUUGAGAAAGUUAAUCAAGGAGGACAUGAUAGGGGUCCCGAGGAAAACGGAACACUACGGGCCGAUGGCACAGCUCAUGCAGAGUAGGCCCCUGAAGGAACAGCCGACACCGACAUUUCCAGAAUCCCUCCGAGGGGGGCCGAGGAGAGGGCCCUUCCCAGAGGUGCCCGCCAGCAGCCCCCACAAGCCCCUGGAAGACUGCUCGCCCGAUCUCAGCGCCGACGAGGAUGAUCUGUUAACUUGCUCCAAUGCCAAGUGCCGCCGCACAGAGACCAUGUUCAACGCCUGCCUCUACUUCAAGUCCUGCCAUAGCUGCUACACCUACUACUGCUCCCGCAACUGUCGCCGCGAGGACUGGGACACCCACAAAGAGAGCUGCAUCUACGGCCGGAUGGGCAGCGUCUGUCGCCACGUGCUGAAGUUCUGCCGGGAGAAUACGGAGGUGCACAAAGCCUUCUCUCGCAUUGCCAAGGUGGGGUACCUCUCACGGGGCAGAGGGGUGCUCUUCCUCGGCUUCCCCAACCCUGGUUCUGCUGAUAACUUUCUCCAGCUGGGUUUGGAAGGCCUGCUGAUGUCGCCCACCUACUUGUCGCUGAGGGAGCUGGAGAGCUACUCGGACAACCUGGGCGAGCAUGCCAAGGAGCUGCAGGUAGCUGGCAACCAAUAUGACCCGGAGGAAUGUUUCUUGUUGAAUGUAACUGUGGCGGUGGGACAGGGGGGCUCCGACCGGCUCUCAGCCCGGGCCCACCAUAUCCCCACUGUGCGCAAAUACGCCAAAAUAGCCUUAGCCUCUUCCAGCCCGGAGAGGAAGAUCACUAAAAAGGAAAAGGACAUGGAGACUCUGAUCUUAACCCCACCCCCUGGCACUGCCAACCUGGAUAAUGAGGGAGAGGAAGGCAGGAAAGCCAGGGAGGUCUGCUUCAUCCAUAUCCAAAGGGAGCUCCGAAUGAGAGGGGUCUUCCUCCGCCAUGAGUACCCCAAAAUCUACCAGCAGCUGUGUGAGUUUGUGGAGAGCAACAAGAGGUUCACCCCCACCACCAUUUAUCCCAUCGACAGGAGGACUGGCAAACAGUUCAUGUGCAUGAUCAUGGCAGCUUCCGAGCCAAGGACCCUGGACUGGGUGGCCAGCCCAAACCUUCUGGAUGAUAUCAUGUGACUGGAGGUCUCCCAUGUCCUUCCCUGGCUUUGUAGUUUAUUUAUUUAAUUUUUUGUACUGGAAGAAGUCAUAUUGGUUUCAUAUUUACAACAAGCUCCGACCCUUCCAUUGGUCUGCCUUUCGUUGUUGCCCUUUGCUGUUGAAUUAAGGUUAAUGUUUAAAGCAGGGGUGCCCAGACUCUACUUAUAGCGGGGUCAUCGCUUUGCCUCUAGGGCAAAUCUAACCUUAUUGCAUAGUUCUGAGAGAUACAUACACCGGCUCACAGUCUACUGCUAGAUCCCGA